Messenger RNA from Nematostella vectensis (starlet sea anemone), 6269 nucleotides. RefSeq names its product metabotropic glutamate receptor 3. The record is from RefSeq and is a predicted model, not a curated record. Gene Ontology annotation, molecular function: adenylate cyclase inhibiting G protein-coupled glutamate receptor activity. The transcript is spliced from 4 exons. Gene Ontology annotation, biological process: regulation of synaptic transmission, glutamatergic; G protein-coupled glutamate receptor signaling pathway. NCBI's taxonomy places the organism in Eukaryota, Metazoa, Cnidaria, Anthozoa, Actiniaria, Edwardsiidae. The coding region runs from base 1520 to 4504 and encodes 994 amino acids. Gene Ontology annotation, cellular component: membrane.
GAUAUUUUCUGGAACUACACAUGGUAAGAGGUAAUGCAAUCAAAAGGAAAAAUAAAAAAGUGAAAACUCUGGUCCCUUUAAAUCACCCAAAGAUUGCUUGUAUACUUUGGGAAAGACUAGCCUUCCCCCACCCUUGUUCAAUCUAGCUUAGACCUCAUUCAGGGAAUUGCUGACAAUUUCUUCCUGUUCAGGCGCGUAGUCCGUCCCCCGUGCUUUUCUCAAGUUCGCGCGUGCUGUUCGUAAAAAACGUUUUAAACUAUCAUGGAAUCUAACUUAUGGAGCAUAUGUGCCCUUAUUAUUACCUGGAAAAGACUGGUAGUGUGGAAAAACAAGCUUGCCGUAUAGGGUGGUUUUUACUUCCGUCCUACAGGUGCUCAUUUAGCUAAUAAACUUGUACUUCAAUACUGGACGGCGAUCAUGUUUAUACGGAACGAAGUUCAGAUAAUUGUGUUUUAGAAUGCGAGAUAAGCGAACGGUGUAAUUCGUUUUAUUUUCCGGCUAGUUGACGAAGACUUGUCAGAAACUGAAAGAAUAACCAUUAAAAUAAACUGUCCGAUUCGUAUGACUUCCGAAAGCAAAAACCAUAAUGUUUGUACUACUUGACAUCUUGGCGAAUAACAUUUGAAUACAAGGGCAUCUGUAUUUAUUCAACGAAAUUGGAAUAGCUCUGAGUCCAAGAUUGCCCCUCUUCAAAUCCACAAAGCACUAAUUUAAAGCAUACGUCGUAGAAUUGUUGUUUUGUUUUUGGUAGUCACACUUCGCCCGGAAGAAAAAAUAACAAAGGGAGAAGUUUAAUUUUUAUAUUCAUUGUCUUUUUGGAACUCAAGGAAAAGCAUGGUGCAAUGAUAAAGCCGAAUAUGAAGACAUUAUGGUAAAGUUUGCUAAGAGGAAGGAAAUGGAUCAUUACUCAUUUACUAGAUAGAAACGGAAUUGUUCACCGUGGGACCAUUUCUUACAAGUAACAUCAAUUUGCUUGCCUUUGGGACAGAGGACUAAAUCAUUCCUGUGGAUUUUAACGAGCCCCUAAGGACCUCCAGCAUAUUGAUACCACUGUUGCAAAGGUGAGAGUUUUCUUAUUAUAGGGUACCUACUUAAAUGAAAAUAGAAAAAAAAAUACCAUAAGCUUCAUUGUGAAAAAAUAAAAUGUGUCACUUAUUUCGAUAAUUUGCAACUGUUUCGAAAUUUUGGAAAAGGCGGGCAGGCGUAGGCCAAUAUCCAAUCUAAUAUUUUUGUUCACUGUAGCUUUCGGCACUGUCCUAUUGCGAGGCCUCAAUAAAGUGGAAUUACCUCAGGCUAAUGGAACUGACUAUUUAUUAAACAUUUUUUAAAAGGCAAUCGUGCUGAGCGGAGGGAAUAGCAAGCUAUGCAGUUCCUUAUGUGAUAAUUUUUCAAGUUCUCACCUUUGUUGGACACUAUGGGAAACAUUGUACAUAUAUAAAUAGCAAUGAAAAUGAAAGUUUUGGGCCAACAGCAAAAUUCAAAAUCAGUCUCCUUCAAACAAUAAAAACUAGAUAGAGCAAUGCGCUAUUAUGCCGUAUUUGCGGUGUUUCAAGGUUGGUUAGUAAAAUUACUCACUGAUUUAAUUAAAUGUAGUUCUGUUAGUUCCGCAGAGAUAAUUUGUUUCUAUGAAAAAAGGUGUGAAGCCGACGAACAAGUAAUAUGCUCGCUAAUGCAAGUGUAUUGUGAGUACAUUCAUGAGGAAAAACAUUGUGUUCAUUUUUCCCUUUGUUUUGUGACAGAAAAUGCAGUAGAUGGUAUCUCAAUAACAAGUCAAAGUGCAGGCCUCGGUGCGACCGGUGCGCUUGGAGCUUUGACUAUGAAGUCUUGCACCUUGUCCUGCGCUGUGGUUUUCGCGGUUUUUAUAGUGGCAAAUAGCGGAGAGUUUGUAUCUGAAAUCGAAGAUAACCGAGGUCCCAUUGUACUCGAAGGUGACGUCAUCCUGGGCGGUCUCUUUAACGUCCAUAGCCGAUCCACGACGACCGAAAACGGCUGUGGGUCCAUAGACCUCAACCCUGGGUUCCAGUAUUACGCAGCUGCUGUCUUCGCCAUCGACGAAAUCAACAAGAACCCAAACAUCCUUCCAGGCGUCAAGCUCGGCGCGCGCAUUUACGACACGUGUCGAAGCCAAACGAUCGGCGGCGACGACGCUAUGGAGAUCAUCAAAUACACAUUACUGGACAGAACGAAUAGCACCCCUCCCCUGGCGGGCGUGAUAGGGCCGUUUCGUAGCGAUGUAGCGGUUGCCGUCGCGAAUCUCCUCGGGGUAUUCAAUAUUCCCCAGGUCAGCUUUGGCGCCACUACCACCAAGCUGAGCAACAAGCAGAUCUACAAGUACUUUUUCCGGACGGUCCCGCCAAAUUCAUUCCAAGGCCGAGCGCUUGUAGACGUGGUGCGGUAUUUCAAAUGGUCGUAUGUGAUGACAGUGCAUUCCCAUGGGGAUUACGGAGAGCCCGGCAUGGACGAAGUCAAGAGCGCCGCGGCAAAACAUGGAGUGUGUAUAGCCGGAGACUAUAAACUCCCGCCAUUUCCAAAGGAGGAGGAUUUUGAAGCAACAAUCAAAAGUCUACUUGACCUAAGCAAGAAGCACUCUGACACCGUUCAUGUCGUCGUCAUGUUUUGCAUACAGCGCGACAACACAGGUCUCGUCAGGGCCGCCAAAAAGCUCCUCAACGAGAACAACCGCUUCAUCUUCGUCGCUAGUAAUUCAUGGGGCGAGAGACAUCCCGUGACAAACAACAACGAGGAGGGAGGGGAGGGUGCGUUGACAUUAAACUUCAUCGAUGGCAAUGUCAAACGCUUUAAAGACCAUCUCCUAAGCCUCACACCACUCGACGAUAACUCAACAUGGUUCCAUGAAUUCUGGCAAAUUUCCAUGAACUGUAAACUCAGCUUUGCAAAAUGGCAAUUCAACACGACAAAAGAGUGCAGAUUAAAUGAAAUGCUACCUCGGGAUUUCGGAAUCGCUCCCGUCCGCGUUUCAAUAAACGCGGUCUACGCCGCGGCGCAUGCUCUUCACAACAUGUACACAAAUCUGUGUCCCAAACAAUCAGGUAUGUGUGACGAGUUUCGCAACCUCAAGCGCGAAAACUACCUCAAGUUUCUGAGAAAUGUCACGUUCCCAGACGCAGCAUCGAACGUGACCGUCAGAUUCAACCGAAAUGGAGAAGUCGAUGGUAACUACAGCGUCGUGAAUUUCCGUAAAGUCGAUGGCAAGUACACGUACUUGAAGGUGGGAUCAUGGGGUGGCGUCCUCAAGCCGGACGAUUCCAUCGAGGGUGAUGCUACUAUUAAUGAGAGUCGCAUAUCGUGGAAGCCACGGUGGAAUAUCGCACCAGACUCAUACUGUAGCAGCCCUUGCAGCAUUCGCCAGAUCACUGCUCCCGCCAUCGCGAACCCGACAUGUUGCUGGCAGUGUGUGGACUGCAAGCACAAACAGUACAUUUCUAACGACACGUGCCUUUUUUGUCCGGACGGACACACACCGGACGCUAAUCUGACCAGCUGCUAUAAACUCCCCGUGGUUUAUGCGACCCCGUUUAAUGGCAACACUGCACAGAUAGUAACAUUCGUGGUGGUGCUCCUAGGCUCUAUUUCGACUAUCUGCACCGGGGUUUUCUUCUUGAAGAACAAAGACAACCGCGUGAUAAAGGCAUCUGGGCGUGAGCUUAGCGCGAUUCUGUUCAUAGCCACCCUCUGCUGCUAUCUCUCCGCCAUUUCCUACAUGACACGUCCAACCGAUUUCCUUUGCGGAAUGAGGCGGUUCUCCGGGAGUGUUUCCUUGACAGCCUGCUACGCACCCGUUCUACUCCGGACAAACCGGAUUCACCGCAUCUUCACCGCCGCCCAGAAAUCCGUGACGCGUCCAUCUUUCACGAGCCCAAUGUCGCAGGUCAUGUUCUGCCUGGGUAUCAUCGCGGUGCAGGUACUCAUUACGUGCGUGUGGUUCCUGUCGGACCCACCACGAGCCGUAAUGAGUUAUUACGAUGAGCGCACCUUGCUAGAGUGUGGCAUGAGCGACACAAGCGUAGCCAUGAACCUCUGCUACAACAUCUUCCUCAUGCUCGUAGCUACGGUCUACGCCUUCAAGACCAGGAAUUUCCCGCGAAAUUUUAACGAGGCAAAGUACAUCGGGAUCACCAUGUACAUCUCUUGCGCCGUCUGGAUUAUUUUCCUUCCCUGUUACUUGAAUGCUGCCAACAGCAUCUGGAAGAGUACCAUGAAGGCUGUGGCUCUUGUUGCUAUAGCGACUGUGACGUUGCUAGGGUUACUGGUACCGAGGAUGUAUCUAGUGAUACAUGGAGCUACCGUCGGCCCAGAGACACUAACUAUGACUAUGUCCCAGAAUAGCAAGGGUCAUGAGUUGCAUUCUAAUCUGUCCGGCUCAGGCAGGGCCGGGCGGUACCAGACACAAGCAGAAGAGGGUACGGUGAAGGAGGAGGUUUCUCCUCGUCCUAGGGCGAAUUCUAUACACCACCAAGUAGUAGACCCAUCAGUAUCUUUGUAAGGGAGACUUGGCCAAAAUUGGCAUUCUUUAUACUGGCUCUGUUUUAAGAGCCUUGAAUAGAAAGUGAAGUAAGGCCCGAUUUCCAACUUGUUUCUACGAGCCCUUAAUCUGGUAAGUGGGGCCGAUAAGGCCUAGCGACAGCUGGAAAAGAGGAGUUACAUAAGUUUAUAAAAAAUAUGAAUAUUUUUUUGUUGAUUGGAACCCGAGAGCGAUAGGUAACUUACUUGUAGCUUGUAGAACAGCAGCAUUGCGGUUAUGCUUCAGUGCCUCAAAUAUUUCUCAAUAUACAUCUAUUUUCUAUUUUUUUAAACAAACUUCAUGCAUGUUAAACCACAGGUAUCCCAGGCUCAGUGCGUGAUCAUCAAAAUAUGGGGAAAACUCAACAGCGUAACUCUCAAAUCACUCACCCAAAUAGCUUCGAAUUUCAUCCAGACAACAUUGAAGACACAACAAUCAAGGAAGAAUGUUAUUGAGAUUUUUAAGAUUUUAUUUCAUAUUAGUAUGAACGGCUCACAUUUGAACUCUAUAUGUUCAUUAUAAACUAAGUCACAACGUAGUGUGAUAACACAUUGCGAGCUUAGGAUACCUGUGGUACAACAAAGAAAAAUGAUAUUCUUUCUCUGGAUCAGAGGAGACGAAGGGGGCGUGUCUAGAGAAAAACGCCGGGUGGGGUAAAGAGUAAUAAUUCACUGACCAUGGAUCAAUUUGGUUCAAUCAGCAUUCUAAGGUCAGGUAAAAGGUCACUAGAUCCAUAACUAGAAACUUUUUCUAUACAAAUUCAGAGAUAAAAUUGACCAUCAACUUAACUACCAACAAAGGGGUCAACUGGAGUCGAACCCAUUUUGUCAAAUGAGCAGGGUGGGGUCCGGACUCAGACACGCCCCUGAGACGACUAGGCCGAAAACAAGCUGCAAACCUUGGCUGUUUUAGAUUACACGUUGACUGUCUUUGGGUUAGAAUGUUAUGUAAAUUGUCUUUUGCUACAAUGGGAUGAGGAAAAUAUAUGAGCACAAAUACAGCAAUCAAGCAACCAAAGGAUAAACAGGCUUCUCUGUUUUCCCUGUAUCAAGUGCUUACUUGCUUUUUUAAACUGUUAAAUACUUUAUAAAUCAAAGAAAGAUGGAGGAAGCAUUGGUUAUUUUAAUAAAAGGUCUAUUGUUUCUCCUGCAGGUUGCUUCGUAAAAACUGUUGUGUAGGAUAUUCCUUUGUGUAAGCUUGUUAGCACAUAGACACCUCAACCAGCACGAUCCGACUUUGAGAAGUACCCACAACCAAAAAAUAUCAUAAAUGCAAGAUAAACACAACGAGAUGAAGAUACUCAGGCUUGUCUAAGGGAUAAAUGGUCUUGAAGAUAUAAGUCCAUCCAAGGUGAUGGCGACUACUCAUCAAGCCAAAUAAUAGCACAGGUUCUUUGCAAAUUACAAAUCGAACAAGGAAAAACAGCAGAACCAGCCCUCUCAACAAAACGCGCAAAAUUCCACACAAGAGAAAGAGAUACCUUUUUUCUGAUUCUCCAGGUCCAUUUCCAUGGCCUCAAAACACAAUGUGCCUCCGUGAAGGUUUCUGAAAACAUCUUUGUUGACAUUACAGAUCACAAAGCAUUCUGGGAACUCCCUGGAAAAAUUCACGAGUGGAGGGCAAGUCAACACUUCUCUCCCACAAUCAGACAGCUUUUUUUUCAUCCCAAAGCCAAACAAAUCAAUUCCAGGUCAUACAGCCCCAGAAUAGCAAUAGUGUGAGUAAACAAUUUUGGAAUCAUUGAUCU